AUGCGCACUACUUGUCCUCCCAGGACUUUUUCCCGCCCUUCACGGGCCUCCGGAGUAGGGUGGGAGUUCACGCCCCUCUCUCGGGGUACCUCCCAGGGGAUGCGGGGACAAGUAGGUGGCAGAUGUCCUUAAGGUCCUGAAUCUUAAGAGGCAAAGGACAUACUUUGCUGAGAGCUAGGAGGUGGGAAUAAGUUGUUCAGAAGGGGUCAGGGGUGAAAGGUCAUAGGGUUGCGAAGGGGCGGAGCGAGCCAAAGGCGGAUGGCGGCUGCGGCGGUUCAUCAUCUUUGGCGGCUUCAGUGCUGAAGUGGGGACGUGGGUCGGGAGCGUUCGGCGGUGGGCGUAGAGCGGCUGCCACUCCCAACAUGCACAGUCUGGCGACGGCUGCGCCUGUGCCUACUGCACUGGCUCAAGUAGAUAGAGAAAAAAUCUAUCAGUGGAUCAAUGAGCUGUCCAGUCCUGAGACAAGGGAAAAUGCUUUGCUGGAGCUAAGUAAGAAGCGAGAAUCUGUUCCUGACCUUGCACCCAUGCUGUGGCAUUCGUUUGGUACUAUUGCAGCACUUUUACAGGAAAUCGUAAAUAUUUAUCCAUCUAUCAACCCACCCACCUUAACAGCACACCAAUCUAACAGAGUUUGCAAUGCUCUGGCAUUACUGCAGUGUGUGGCAUCACACCCAGAAACCAGGUCAGCAUUUCUUGCAGCACACAUUCCACUUUUUUUGUACCCCUUUUUACACACUGUCAGCAAAACGCGUCCCUUUGAAUAUCUUCGGCUAACCAGUCUUGGAGUUAUUGGGGCUCUGGUGAAAACAGACGAGCAGGAAGUAAUCAAUUUUUUAUUGACAACAGAAAUUAUCCCUUUGUGUUUGCGCAUUAUGGAAUCUGGAAGUGAACUUUCUAAAACAGUUGCCACAUUCAUCCUUCAGAAGAUCCUCUUAGAUGACACCGGUUUAGCUUAUAUAUGUCAGACAUAUGAGCGUUUCUCCCAUGUUGCCAUGAUCUUGGGUAAGAUGGUCCUGCAGCUAUCCAAAGAACCUUCCGCCCGUCUGCUGAAGCAUGUAGUAAGAUGUUACCUUCGACUCUCAGAUAAUCCCAGGGCACGUGAAGCACUCAGGCAGUGCCUCCCUGACCAACUGAAGGACACAACCUUUGCCCAGGUGCUAAAAGAUGACACCACCACGAAACGCUGGCUUGCACAGCUGGUGAAGAACCUGCAAGAAGGCCAGGUCACCGAUCCCCGGGGUAUCCCCCUCCCCCCUCAGUAAUCCUCUCCUGUCCCCUCCCACUACUCCCACAAGUUGGGAAGGGAGGGAGAACCUUCGAAGAAAACAGCUCAGGUUUUAUUGCCGACUGGGAAUAGACAACCUCAAUGCUGAACUGCACUGGAGAAAAAGGGCAAGGUACUCCAGCUGAGGUGUAUGAGCUGCCAUCUCAGGCUGCUUUGACGACAUGGGCUUCCUCUGCUACUCCCAGAAAAUGGGCUCCUGACAGCAGUCUGCCACCACAGCCCCAGGAGGGAGUCAACACCAGCAAAUGCUGUAUUUGCAGCAUGCCCAAGAUCCUUCUCCCCCACCUCUACCUAGCCACUGGCAGGGAGAGGAGAUGAUGGUGAUAGCAGCGGCACUCUAGGCAUGGGAACGCCUGGGACCAAGCCAUGUGGUGUUUGUUUUUUGUUUCAUUUUUUCAUUUUGCCUUCCUGGAAGACUCAAGAUGUGUCUCUUCAUUCCCUCUCUCAGUAUUUGUUUACUUUGGUAUUUGUUUUUUUGUUUGUUUAAAUCUCAGAGAGAGAGAGGUGUGUUUAGUGGACACAAGCUGUAAUAUUCAGCAAAACUUUGUCAAUUGGCAGUGUUUACAAUCUGUUAGCUGCAUAAGCUCAAUAAAAAGU
This is a messenger RNA of Myotis brandtii (Brandt's bat), 1882 nucleotides long. It is a transcript of the gene CNOT9, whose product is annotated as RCD1 required for cell differentiation1 homolog (S. pombe). NCBI's taxonomy places the organism in Eukaryota, Metazoa, Chordata, Mammalia, Chiroptera, Vespertilionidae. Gene Ontology annotation, cellular component: CCR4-NOT core complex; P-body; CCR4-NOT complex. The transcript has 8 exons. The record is from RefSeq and is a predicted model, not a curated record. Gene Ontology annotation, biological process: negative regulation of translation; mRNA catabolic process. The coding region runs from base 363 to 1262 and encodes 299 amino acids.